GUGCGGGAAGCGACGUCCAAUGACCCAUGGGGCCCCAGCAGCUCUCUGAUGUCAGAGAUAGCAGACCUGACCUACAACGUAGUGGCCUUCUCUGAGAUCAUGAGCAUGGUGUGGAAACGACUCAACGACCACGGCAAGAACUGGAGACACGUCUACAAGGCUAUGACUCUCAUGGAGUACCUCAUAAAGACGGGUUCAGAGCGCGUGGCUCAGCAGUGCAGAGAGAACAUCUACGCUGUCCAGACUCUCAAGGACUUCCAGUUCAUCGACAGAGACGGCAAGGACCAGGGGGUGAAUGUACGGGAGAAGGCCAAACAGCUGGUAACACUGCUGAAGGACGAGGAGAGACUACGRGAGGAGAGGAUCCAUGCACUCAAGACCAAAGAGAAGAUGGCACAGACCACCAGUGCCUCUUCGGCCCCCUCAGCUCCAGGUCUGGGGGKUGGAGCGCUGUCUCAGGGCUCUCACUCUGGAGGGGCGGACCCAGAGCAGGCGUGGCCACAGAGCUCCGGUGAGGAGGACCUGCAGCUGCAGCUGGCCCUGGCCAUGAGCAAGGAGGAGGCGGAACAGACUACUGUGGCCCCUCUGGAGGACGCAGAGCUCCGCUAUGCACUCACACUCAGCAAGGAAGUACAAGAACAGGAGGAGAGGCUGCGCAGGGGGGACGACCUGAGACUGCAGAUGGCCAUCGAGGAGAGCAGGAUGGAGAAGGCCAAGCCAGAGGAGAGUGCGUUAAUGGAGUUGAGUGCUGUGGACCCCUGGGGGGCUCCUGCUGCUGCCUCUGGGGGCUCUGCCGGCCCCUCACCCCCUCCCACAGUCCCCCUCCCAGCCCCCUCUGCCUCUGGCCCCUGGGGCCUGGCCCCUGCAGACCCUUGGGGUGCCUCGUCGCCCGCCUCACCCCCCAGCGUAGACCCAUGGGCUAGUGGAGGGACGGCCCCCCCAACGAUAGCCCCCCCGCCAGACCCCUGGGGAGAGACAGCCUCAAGAGUCAACUCCGUUGACCCCUGGGGACCCUCAGCUGUGACCCCCCCCAGUGUCGACCCCUGGGGCCCCUCUGUGCCCCUCUCCACCACCUCCUCUUUUGGGGGGCCAAUAGACCCCUGGGCUGGGGACGGGGUUGAUCCCAUCAUCACCUCUGACCCWUGGAGCGACUCCGCCAAACACACUAAUGGCACAGGACACCCAGAACUGCGAGGUCAGUUAACGGGCGACAGUGCRGGUUCUCCGGUGCCCUUUGACCUCACAUCUCUGUGCUCUUCACUUCCUGUCCGUAAGACCCCCGAGUCGUUCCUGGGGCCCAACGCAUCGCUGGUGGACCUGGACUCACUGGUGUCUUCUAAACCCAAACCUAAACAACCUCCUCCUCCAUCAAUCUCCUCCUCCUCAACACAUAACCCCUUCCUCCAGACUACAGCCUCGUCUUCAGCCCCUGGCAUGGCAGUCACCCCGGGCAGCACAAUCUCCAGCAGGGGGGUUUCCCCGACGCCACCCCCCACCUCCAACCCGUUUGGCGCGGCCGCCCCCAUGUCCUCCAUCUCCCCACAGCCCUCCACACUGGGCCUCAGCAGCCUCCGCACCAGCCCUGUACCACCCAACCCCAUGGCAUACCCUGGCAUGGGCAUGGGGCCUAUGGGUAUGGGAGCACCAGGCCUGGGGAUGGGCAUGAUGCAGAGCCCCAUGGGAAUGUCUCCCUACGGCGGGCUCUCGCCCAUGGGUCCUCCUGGGCCCUCUCACUUCAUGGGGNGCCUGGGGAUGGGCAUGAUGCAGAGCCCCAUGGGAAUGUCUCCCUACGGCGGGCUCUCGCCCAUGGGUCCUCCUGGGCCCUCUCACUUCAUGGGGUCCGGAGGGGCCCUGCCCCCACAGCUGAAUUUUGGGGGGCCUACGGGGGCAGCUGGAGUGAUGGGAGCCGGGGGAGCAGUGGGAGGGGCCGGAGUGACGGGCGCCAGCACCAAUCCCUUUCUUCUUUGAGGACGUUUCAGCACUCCCCCUUCCUCUUCAACACCCAAUCCAGGCCUUGCCCCGCCCCUCAUCUACUGCCCCCCUUCCCCCCCAGAGUGAUCCUACUUCAACACAAACAAUUAAUGUUUCCAAAAAGAAACGUGUGUACAUCUCUAUAUUUAAAGAAGAAAAAGAACAUCUGAAUUUGUUAUUUUCUUUCAGAAGCAUUUACAUGAAUUUCAACAACAGCAAAAAUAUUUUGGUUCAUUUCAGUGGGAUGUAGCAGGAGGGAAAUAGACGUUUAUUUAUUUUUAUUUAGUUUUAUUGCGUUUGGGUUUCUUUCAGUCCUUUCUGAAAUCAAGGUGGGUGUUUGAGAGUUUGGCUUCAUCAGUAACUCUGAUAUAAUAUUGUAUUAUUGCACUGACAGAGAUGGGGAGAGAGAGGGGACAUGGCCACUAACAAACUGAAACACAAACAAAUUCCUGUACCUGCCUCUUCCUCUCUGUCUGUAGAAGAGGAGGAAUGAAGGAGGAUUUUAUAAAAAAAACUCCUGAACAAGAUUUGGACAGAAAAAGCUGGCAUUAACAUUUCAGCCACAAUAUAGUCAAAUCAUUCAAUAGCUGUUCUAUUUUUUAUUUAAUGUAAUUUAUUUCUAUUUUUUUUCUGCUCCUGGGAAUGAAUAAACAAGGGGGGAAUAUUACGCAAUUAUGCCAUUAAAUCAAAUGCUUAUUUUUUCUUACUGAUUGUCAUGGAAAUCAAAAUAAGGCAUCUAUUGGUUGAGGAGAGAUGGAAUGUGUUUUGUAAAUGUAUGAAUGUGUCUGUCUCCAUUCAUCCUGCGUCCUCGCUUAUUUCAGCAAGGUACAAAUCUAUUAUUUUUGUUUUUAAAAAUUGUCACUUGUAUCAAUGCUAUGUAAUGUUGGGAUUUUAAAUGAGGUAUUAUAAGGGUCACAUUUUUCUGCCAAUUUUAUUUCACACAUUUUGUAUUAAUCAGAAGCAUUAGUCUUUCUCACUCUUUCAUACAGGAUGCCUCGUCUGCAGGUGUCUCUGGACAUGACUGGACCCUCCUUUCCGACCCYCCUCCCUACGGGGGGAGAGCUACAGAUGCUUCUUUUAAAAAGACAAUUCAAUGAAUGAAAGAACUUAAACAACAGGGGACUUGAUGACAUGCUCCAAGCUGUUCAUUUAGUUUGAUGAUUGUUAUUUUAUAUCAACUAAAAGAUCUCUUGUAUCGGGUAAGGUCACAUUUUGUGUGGUGUUAACUGUGAACAUUCACAUUUGAAAAGUGAAAUAAAAUAAAUCCACAAAGGGUACGUUUCUUUA
Molecule: messenger RNA, 3258 nt
Organism: Salvelinus sp. IW2-2015
Lineage: Eukaryota; Metazoa; Chordata; Actinopteri; Salmoniformes; Salmonidae
Product: epsin-1
Biological process (GO): endocytosis
Cellular component (GO): endosome; plasma membrane; clathrin vesicle coat
Molecular function (GO): clathrin binding; phospholipid binding
Source: RefSeq, a predicted model, not a curated record